AUGGCCCCCGAGCUGAGGAAGAGAACCAGAUCGGUCACCGCGGCUGAGAACGCGCCCGCGGCCAAGAAGGCCACAAAGGCCGAGAAGGUCGAGAAGACCGAACCUGCGCCCAAGAAGGCCAAGGCUGAGAAGGUCAAGGCCGAGAAGGUCGAGAAGGUUGAGAAGAAGGCUACUCCCAAGCGCAAAGCCCCCGAGGAGGCCUCGCCCGUCGCCGCGAAGAAGCAGAAGCCCGCGAAGGCCACCCCCAAGACCACCCCGAAAUCCAAGAAGGCUGCUGCCAAGCCCGAGCCCGCUGAAGAGCCCGAGUCCGAGCCCGAGACCACCGAGGUCGUCGAGGAGGAGGCUGAGACUUCUGUUAUUCCUGUCGAGGAUGGCGGCGACUCUGACGAGGAGAUCGAUGCCGACAUCCAGGCACUUGCGGCUGGAUUGGACCCGGAGGACGCGCCCGAGGCUGACGGAACCCUCUUCAAGGAAGGCCAGGACGUGGGAACGAUCCCCAAGAUCAGCAAGAAGCAGAAGAAGUCCAUUGGAGGAUCAAGCGAGGAACCCGGCGUGGUUUUCAUCUCGAGACUGCCCCAUGGUUUCUACGAGCACGAGUUGAAGGGCUACUUCUCUCAGUUUGGCAAGAUUAACAGGCUGAGACUCGCCCGCAACAAGAAGACCGGCGCAAGCAAGCACUGGGCUUUCAUUGAGUUCGCCGAGGAGAGCACCGCCCAAAUUGUCGCGAAGACCAUGGACAGCUACCUCUUGUUUGGCCACAUCCUCAAGGUCAAGACCGUCCCCAAGGAGUCGCUGCACGAGAACCUGUGGAAGGGUGCCAACAAGCGCUUCAAAAAGAUCCCAUGGAACAAGAUGGCUGCCAACGAGGUCGCAAAGAAGAGGACGGAGUCGACUUGGGCUCAGAAGGUCUCUAGGGAGGAGAAGAAGCGCGAGGAGCGUGCUAAGAAGCUCAAGGCGAUCGGAUACGAAUUCGACAUCCCCGACCUGAAGAAGGCCGUCGCGCCGCCGCCCGAACCCAUGGCUAUUGACGCUCCCGAGGAGCCCAAGGCCAUUGAGGCAGCACCGGCUGAGGAGAAGCCUGCUGAGGAGGAGGCUGCCCCUGCGGCGGAGGAUGAGGCAGCGGAGACGCCCAAGACCAAGGCAAAGGCGAAGAAGGGCGGCAGAAGAAAGUCCAAGAACUGA
This is a messenger RNA of Colletotrichum gloeosporioides, 1182 nucleotides long. Its product is annotated as putative RNA-binding protein. Gene Ontology annotation, cellular component: nucleolus. Gene Ontology annotation, molecular function: RNA binding. The record is from RefSeq and is a predicted model, not a curated record. The transcript is spliced from 3 exons. NCBI's taxonomy places the organism in Eukaryota, Fungi, Ascomycota, Sordariomycetes, Glomerellales, Glomerellaceae. Gene Ontology annotation, biological process: maturation of LSU-rRNA from tricistronic rRNA transcript (SSU-rRNA, 5.8S rRNA, LSU-rRNA). Bases 1 to 1182 code for a protein of 393 amino acids.